AUGUCGAAGCUAAAGUGCUCAGAGUCGGUCAGAGUGGUGGUGCGAUGCCGGCCGAUGAACAGCAAAGAGAAAGUAGCCUCCUACGAGCAAGUGGUCCAGGUGGACGUCAAGUUGGGGCAGGUGUCAGUGAAGAACCCCAAGGGGACUUCUCACGAGCUGCCAAAGACUUUCACCUUUGAUGCCGUUUACGACUGGAAUUCCAAGCAGUUUGAGCUCUACGAUGAGACCUUCCGGCCCCUGGUGGACUCGGUGCUGCAGGGAUUCAACGGGACCAUCUUUGCCUACGGGCAAACCGGCACGGGGAAGACCUACACGAUGGAAGGUGUGCGUGGCGACCCCGAGAAAAGGGGCGUCAUCCCCAAUUCCUUCGACCACAUCUUCACGCACAUCUCCCGGUCUCAGAACCAGCAGUACCUGGUGAGGGCUUCUUACCUGGAGAUCUACCAGGAGGAAAUCCGGGACUUGUUGUCAAAGGAUCAGUCCAAGAGGCUGGAGCUGAAGGAGCGGCCAGACACGGGAGUGUACGUGAAGGACUUGUCGUCCUUCGUCACAAAGAGCGUCAAGGAAAUAGAGCACGUCAUGAAUGUGGGGAACCAGAACCGCUCAGUCGGGGCCACCAACAUGAACGAGCACAGCUCCCGUUCGCACGCCAUCUUUGUGAUCACCAUCGAGUGCAGCGAAGUGGGGCUCGAUGGGGAGAACCACAUACGCGUCGGGAAGCUCAACCUCGUGGACCUGGCCGGCAGUGAGCGCCAGUCUAAGACCGGAGCCCAGGGGGAGAGGUUGAAGGAAGCGACAAAGAUCAACCUCUCUCUCUCUGCCUUGGGCAACGUCAUAUCUGCCCUGGUGGACGGCAAAAGCACUCACAUUCCCUAUCGGGAUUCCAAGCUCACCAGGCUGCUCCAGGAUUCGUUAGGGGGCAAUGCCAAGACGGUGAUGGUGGCCAACAUCGGCCCCGCCUCGUACAACGUCGACGAGACCCUGACGACGCUUCGGUAUGCCAACCGGGCCAAGAACAUAAAGAACAAGCCGAGAGUGAACGAAGACCCCAAGGAUGCGCUGCUGCGGGAAUUCCAGGAGGAGAUCGCGAGGCUCAAGGCGCAGCUAGAAAAGCGGUCCGUUGUCAAGAGGAAGAAGAAAGACAGGAGGAGAGACGGAAGCUUCAGCGCCGGCGGGGAGGACGAGGACGAGGAGGAAGAUGGCGAAGAAGGGGAGGAGGAAGGAGGAGGUAACAAAGGUGACUACUGGAAAGAGCAGCAGGAGAAGCUGGAGAUCGAGAAGAGGGCUAUCCUGGAGGACCACAGUUUGGUGGCUGAGGACAAGAUGAGGCUCCUGAAGGAGAAGGAGAAGAAGAUGGAAGACCUGAAGCGAGAGAAGGAGGCAGCUGAAAGGCUGGGCGCCAAAAUCAAGGUAGGAGGCUCUUUGCCGAGUUCUGUGGAUUCAGAAAAGUGGCCUGGGAGGAACCUCUCUGGGGGAGGUUCAGUGUUGAAGACUAAAAACAGAAGCAUAGGGAUUAGGAAUUGUUCCUGAAACGCUUCUCUGAUGUUCAGAGUGGUUCUGACAUUCUGAAUUCAAAGGUUUCCUUUCCAAAUUAUUCCCAGCUAGAGAACUGCUGCCAGCAGUUGGAGAGGUGUAGGUGAUUUAAGACCUGGUUUGGACAAUCAAAUUCUGGCUUCAGAGGCAAGGACGGAUGCAUGAGAUCUGUGCACUCACAGACUGCCUCUUUGUGCAAGCAGGGAAGCGAGCCAAGACCUUGCAGCUAGCCAUAGUUUUCUGUUGUGUGCUAAGCGGGGAGCGAUGGACAGUGGCUUCCAGGCAUUGGCAGGCCAGCUUUAUUUUAUUUAUUUCAUACAAUUUAUAAAACACUGUAAAAAAAAAACAAAAAAAAACACCUUGCAGCUGUUUGCUUUAUCCUAUCUUAUCCUGGCCAGUUCAGAAGCUAUUGCCCAUAGCUUCCUAGUCCAGUUCACAUGUAAUAGAAAGCUAUAGUUUAUUGUGACUUCUUGGCUUGUUUCCUUGCUUUCAUGAAGGGAAGAGUGAAGGGGUGGCAUGCAUGUGAAGAGCUUGUGCACAUUUAAUCAAGUGUUGCCCACAGCUGCCAAUGAACCAUCUUCAUCCUUCCCCUGUCAGCUGCUCGUAGAGUCGAGGAUGGUCACCUCACCUUAAUGAGCCAAAGGUGAAACAGCUUCCCAUCUUGGUAAGUUUUCACAAGAUCUGAAGGCUGGUCAAAAAUCAGUGUUUUCUUCUAACUGUGAUUAGUAAAAGAAAUGCUUGAUGGGGAAAAAAAGGAAUGGGACUUGAGCAGGUAUUCUCAACCCAACCCAAUUCAUUUCCUUUCAUUAUUUAUUUGCAUUUUUACUAAUCUUAAUGAACAUGUAACAAUCAACUGAGACCUGAAAACAGUGAUAAGGCAAAGGAAGCCAGUGACCAAAUCUUCCAUUGAGAUGUGAGGAAAGUGUGGAAAGAAUAAGAAAAACAGAGGCAGGGACAUGGGUCACAAGCGGUUGCCAUGUGAUUCAAAUGAAGACCCAGAGACACAGCAGGUUUUUAUACACCGAGACCUAUGCAGAUGCCAUGAAUAGUCCCAUGCAAAGUCAUAUUUGGCAGGUUCAGAUGGGAACGAUUAUUCGCAUAUGUCAUGAAAGCCCACCAAACAGCUGGAAAGCCACCUUGAGUCCCUGUCAGGGGAAAAGGCGGGAUAUAAAUAAAUAUGAUGAUGAUGAUAUAAUCGAGUCUGAUCCCUCUUAAUUUCUCAAUGAUCUGUUGGUGUGAAAGGACCGUAAUAAGUCACUCAGAGAGGAGAACCCCAAAUUUAUGAGUGUACUAGAAAAGGCCAUCUUGUCUUCUGAUUUGCAUAGGGCAGGCAUGGCCAAACUUGGCCCACCAGCUGUUUUGGGACUACAACUCCCAUCAUCCCUAGCUAACAGGACCAUUGGUCAGGGAUGAUGGGAAUUGUAGUCCCAAAACAGCUGGAGGGCCAAGUUUGGCUAUGCCUGGCAUAGGGGAUGUCCUCCAUCUUUACCGAAAGUGUAGAGUCAUUAUAAUGGACUGAGGGUAUCAGCUGCCUUGGAUGACAAGGCAGGCAAGCAUGGGAAAUGUAUGGGGAAAGCACAUCUUAAGAUUCUAGGCUCACUCCCUGGUAUCUCCAGGGUUGGGGCAGUUCUCCUCUGCUGGAGUCCUUUGAGAGAUGCUGUGAGGCCAAACAGUUGCUUCUGGGCAGCACGAGCCAAAAGCCAAACUUUGGUCUAAGGAGGCACGGUUUAUGAGACAACUGUGUGAGAUCUCCACCCAUUUUAUUUUAUUUUAAAGAAAGUAGCAAUUGCGAGGCUCUGCAAGAUGCCGAUUUCGGUUAUUGGAAUCCUCCACCCCUCCCAUUCUGCUUUUCAGGCAAUGGAAAGCAAGCUUCUUGUUGGAGGGAAAAAUAUUGUGGAUCACACAAACGAGCAGCAAAAAAUUCUGGAGCAGAAGCGGCAGGAGAUUGCUGAACAGGUGAGAGGAAGAGGGAGAAGUGCAUGCGUUGAGAUGGGUUGCAGGGGUCCCAGAGUGUGCAGAACGGGGGUGGGGGGGAGCCUGUGGCUGGACUACAACUCCCAUCAUUCCUUCCCACUGGCCCUGCUUGCUGGGGCUGAUGAAAGCUGGAGUCCCGCAAUAUUUGGAGGACUGAACAUUCUCCACUGCCCUGUGUUGUGGCCCUGGGAAACUCACAGCGCGUUUUUCCAUUCCACCGUGGAUCAAGGAUGUCUAUAACAUUUGGGCAGAACCCACUGGGAACAUUUCCUGGGCAGGCAUCUUUGGAAUCCAAUCAGCAGCAAUGCAAAUUUAAUAAGAGCCUUGCUGGAUCAUUUAUUUAUUUAUUAGAUUUAUAUACCAGUUUGGAUCAGAAUAGUACUUGGUCUAAUCCAGCAUCCUGUUGCCCACAGUGGAAAACUUCAUGCAUCUAGAAAGCGCAGUUGGGGUUGAAGGCAAAUUCCCCCCUCUUCAACUCAAGCUCUGCAACAAUUGGUAUUCAAAGGUAUACUUCCUCUGUAUAUGGAAGUUCUGUUUAGGACGGCUAAUGCUGCUGUUUUGAAAGUCCUUUCUGUUUCAAUGAUGAGUGUGCCAGGGAUGUUCUCAGCGGCUUUUGCUCUUACUGUUUCCUUUUUUAAUACAUGAGGUUCAUGAACUUAAUUGCUUGAAAACUUUGAGAACAGCUGAAAGGUAGUAAAAUGCAAACACUGCAAGAUCUUCAAGAAGCUGCAUGAGAAAAGCUAUUUUACUGAACUUUGCUUACGUUCUUCGUUGACUCUUCCCCUUUUCCAUCCUUUAAAACCCCUCUGGCCAAUUAACACUUUGCAGAAAGGAAGCCCAUCUUUUGAAAUCCAAGACUUUUGCUCUUUCCUUUAAGGUGUGAGAACUUAGAACAGGGGUCAGCAACCUUUUUCAGCCGUGGGCCGGUCCACCAUCCCUCAGACCAUGUGGUGGGCUGGAAUAUAUUUUGGAAAAUAAUAUGAACGAAUUCCUAUGCCCCACAAAUAACCCAGAGAUGCAUUUUAAAUAAAAGGACACAUUCUACUCAUGUAAAAACAUGCUGAUUCCCAGACCAUCCGCAGGCCGGAUUUAGAAGGCGAUUGGGCCGGAUCCGGCCCCCGGGCCUUAGGUUGCCUACCCCUGACUUAGAAUGUAGGGGUGGGAUUUGUCUCAGUUGAUGCACAAGCAGAACAAAGUCUUCCUAUGCAACAGGACACCCCUCUCUCUGCCCUACAUGUCCCCUGAAUCUGCUAUGGUGUUUGGUGGAAAACCAAAAACAGGUUUAGGAGGAGGAGAGAAGGGAAAUCCUAUUAUGCAAGUGGACCUCAUUCUGCUCACAGAUCCACCUCUUACUGCCACAUUGAAAUCCACUCUGUGGCUGCAGUCCAGUGCACAGGUACUUGGAAACGAGCCCAUUGAAUCUAGUAGUGCAUAGUAAACAUGGUUUGGGGUCAGUCUGCAAGUCUGUUCCAAGGUCACCAGUAAGCCUUUCAGCAACUCCAGACGAAGUUCAGGCUUCUUGAGCCUCACAAUAUUUCCCCUUAAAAUUAUUUGGAACAAAGUGAACUUUCAGAAUAAAACCCUUCAAAAAUGCACAGCAUUGAUUGGUAACGCCUUGUGUAAAUUCUCUCGCCCCCUGCGAAUGAUUGGCAUGUACCCUGACAGCGCUGAACUCCAGGCCCCCCAAAAAAGUCAUCUUUGUUGUCUCCCGCAGAAACGACGAGAGCGAGAAAUCCAACAGCAGAUGGAGAGCCGGGACGAGGAGACCUUGGAGCUGAAGGAGACCUACAGCUCCCUGCAGCAGGAAGUGGAUAUCAAGACUAAAAAACUGAAAAAGGUGAGUGGCCUCCCUGGAGGUGGGCUGGCAGGUAUGUACAGGUACUGUAUGUGAGCUCUGGAAAUUAGCAUGGAUGUGGCCGAGUCCAGAACUGGGCUUCCUGUCUUCAAGGCACUAAGAUGUGACAGUUUUCUCUGCGCUUUUAGGGCAGGCAAUAGUUAAUUGUCUCAAAGGAGUCGGAAUGGAUCAAACCCCCUGAAUUUCCCCCCACCCAAACCAGGCACAGCUUGCAUCUCCCCAUGAACAAUAAGGCCCAGCGGUUCCCUUUGACCUUGGGGGAGAUGCAAAGCUUUUUGACAGAUGCAUGUUAAAAUUCAGAGUUUUUGGCUGGAAAAUUCUCCACUUGCAUGACCUGGUAAGCUGUUGUAAUUUUACAGGUUCUAACUAGUUCUGUGAGCCAUAAUUAUUAUACGUAAUAGGUUGUGAUGCUAUGUAGUCAUGUACUACCUUGAUUUUUUUUAUUUUGCAAUAGAAUUAAUAUUUUGCUAGGUUGGUUUCAGACAGGGCUGGGGAACCUCAGGCCUGAAAUCCAACUGUGGCCCUCCAGAAUUCGUUACCAAGCCCUUGGGACUGUCCCUAAACCACACCCUUCGCUGACCCUCCGCCUGCUUGGAUCCUUGAGUGUUUUAGCCAAGCUGAAAUGCGUCCUCUUAUAUUACCUCCUGCUUGUCUGAAUGGAGGGCAGAGAGGGCUUGCAGAAACUAGCCUAUUGUACAAAGGUUGCAUUUGCAUUUGUUGCUCCACCCACUUUACCUCUGGCCCCGCCCUCCACUUGUACGUGGCCCUCGCAAGCUUGCCCUGAAGGGAAGACGGCCCCUUGGGCUGAAAAGUCUUCCCCACCCCCAGUUUCAGAGAUUCGCUUUUCACCAAUAUUUCUGCAUGCCUAAUUCCUAAGGAAAAACCCUUAUCUCCUGGUCUGCCCCGCAGAGGACCUUAAGGUCCAUGAAUAACCAUAGUUUAGAGGUCCUGGGCCCUAAGGAAGUCAGACUAUCCUCCACCAGGGCCAGGGCCUUCUCACUGGUGGCUCCGACCUGGUGGAAUGCUCUCUUCCAUGAGACCAGGGCCCUGCAGGAUUUAACCUCCUUCCACAAUGCCUGUAAGACAGAGCUAUUCCGCCUGGCCUUUAUUUUGAAUUCAGCCUGAUCUUUUAUUUACCUUCUCUUCCCUUCCCAUCCCCUUUUAUGAAGAUCACCUGCUCUGAGAACCCACAGCUAAUUCUCCCCUCGCUGGCCCAAGUAGGACCAAUUCAGCCAGCUAGCCCUGGGGAUUAUCUAACUGAUUUUUGAAUUUUAUUGUUAUUCAUGUUUUUAUACUGUAUUUUAUGCUGCUUUUAUAAUUAAGUGUUUUAAAUUUGUUGUUAGCCACCCUGAGCCCGGUUUUUGAACCGGAAGGGUGGGGUGUAAAUAAUAAUAAUAAUAAUAAUAAUAAUUAGAAGGCAGCUGGACUGAGCAGCCUCUGCCCUUUAUUUUUAAUAAAAACUUGAGCUUACGGUAUACCAUUGUGGGACACAAUCCACAAACCCUUUUGAAGUGACCGGGAGCCGUGCAAGAACUGGCCCGCUUGCUCAUGAGGCAGAGAUAGUAGGCUUGGCGGUUUGUGCUGUAGCCCAUGACUCUGGCUCUCUCUCUCAGCUCUUUUCCAAGCUGCAAGCCGUGAAGGCUGAAAUCCACGACCUUCAAGAGGAGCACAUCAAAGAACGCCAGGAGCUGGAGCAAACGCAGAACGAGCUCACACGGGAGCUGAAGCUCAAGUAGGUUUUCAGCCAGCUGUGCGUUGCUCUCGAGGGCUUGGGAAUGGCCUGCGGAGCAGUCUGUCUGCUGGCCAGGAAUGAAAAGCGAAUAUUUCACUUUUACUGAGGCUGCUUGGAGCGUGCUUGCAACAUUACCUUUCUUGAUCUCCGCAGGCACCUGAUUAUCGAGAACUUUAUUCCCUUGGAGGAGAAAAACAAGAUCAUGAACAGGUCGUUCUUCGAUGAGGAGGAGGACCAGUGGAAACUGCACCCCAUCACCCGCUUGGAGUGAGUUGGCGGCCCCCUUGAGCUGGGCUGUAGGGUUUGGGGAAAUGGGGACACACCCUCCAUUAUCUCUUUAGAUUUUCAGUUCAUCCGGCCCGUUCCCUGCAGCUCUGGACUUGAAAUCCAGGCUUAGCUCCAUUUUUCUCAGUUGGUGGCUCACCCAAGGGCAGCGGACUUUCUGCUCCCCUCCUUCUUUUCCAGCCCCAACGAUCACAACGCCACCAUUCUGCAGCUCAGGUUGAUUGAGGCAGGACUCUGGCUGGCAGCAGCUCUGCUUCUGAUCCUGCAAGGCGGUCGCUGCAGCCUUAGAUGUUAUAUGAAAGAUAUUGUGAUGUAACUACCGCUACUUGAACGCUGCAGAUGCAACAUGGAGUUGUGUCCCCAGCUGCCUAAAAGCGGGAAUUUAGCUCAGAGCUUGCUAAUGUAUUUUUCUAUUCAGACAAAUAUUUGUGUACUGCUGCGUCAAAGCAGUUUACAGAAAUCAAAAGAUAAAAUAAAAAACAUAAAAAGUUAAAAAGCAGACAUCAAUUAACCAUUGUGGAAGCUCAUAUUUUUGCCUACAUAAGGCAACAGAACAGAAAUGUUUGCAGCAGGCAUUUAAAAGUUAGCACAGAAGGCGUCUGCUGAAUCUCUAGUGGCAGUGAGUUCCAAAGGACUUGUAGGAUGACCAACGACACUCUUGAAUCUCAGUGACUGAGCAGGGAAAGAAGGGCUCAGGUGAUCCCUGAGGCCCCUGGACCUAAGUUGAAAAUGAAUACAAGGACCUUGAUCCUCAGCAAUUAGUUCUGAGAGGCAUUUUGCCUCUGAAAGUCUCUUUUAUACCCUUCAUGGAUUUCUGUAUCGCCAGAAUCCUCUGCAAGUGCAACUUGCAAAGGGUCAGGAGAAGGAAACCAUUGGAUUGCCAAGUGCUGCCUCUUAAGGCAGCAAAAUACCGUGUGCUGGACCUAGUAUAGUAACGGCAUUGCAUUGCACAUUGAUGUUCAUCCUCCCAGCUGGGAUGUUAAUCCACAUGCUGCAAGAUAAAAUCAAGGCAGGGCCCAAGGUAUGACAGUUGAGGACAGAUGGAAAGGAGCAGGCUGAGAAGUCGCAUCUGGCGGCAUAUCUCACCCUGGAGAUUUCCAAAUUUCUACACAAAGCUCUUCCGGCAUGGUGUUUGUAAUGAACAAAGAAUAUAUUAAUCGAGAGAUCUCUUCCUGGGCCCGUUCCUUUCAAGUAUAAAGUGUCUCUAGGAUCAGCGUUGGGAAACUGCUGACACAGCUUUGCUAUAUAAAGCCUCCGUUAGCAAAUUUAGAUCUGCUGACCGACAAGGAAAGCAAAAUCUUCCCUCCCGUCUUUUGUGCAGGGUACACCUCAUAGGAAAAGCAAGCAGAGUAGAUGGCUAGGGGACAGCUCUGCCUUUGCCAGGUUGAGGGAGACACGCGGCAAUACCGGUUUGUGUGUUAAUGUCCGGCUGGAGGACAUGCCUGUGCUUGCACAAACAUAACUGCCAGCGAAAACAUAGGCACGCUUGGAUUCCUGCUCUUUUUUCAUGGGGAUAAGCAUUCAUAUAAUAAGGGCAGAAUUGUUGUUUAGUCGUUUAGUCGUGUCCGACUCUUUGUGACCCCCUGGACCAGAGCACGCCAGGCACUCCUGUCUUCCACUGCCUCCCACAGUUUGGUCAAACUCAUGCUGGCAGCUUCAAGGACACUGCCCAACCAUAUCGCACUCUGUCGUCCCCUUCUCCUUGUGCCCUCCAUCUUUCCCAACAUCAGGGUCUUUUCCAGUGAGUCUUCUCUCCUCAUGAGGUGGCCAAAGUCUUGGAGCCUCAGCUUCAGGAUCUGUCCUUCCAGUGAGCACUCAGGGCUGAUUUCCUUCAGAAUGGAGAGGUUUGAUCUUCUUGCAGUCCAUGGGACUCUCAAGAGUCUCCUCUAGCACCAAAAUUCAAAAGCAUCAAUUCUUCGGCGAUCAGCCUUCUUUAUGGUCCAGCUCUCACUUCCAUACAUCACUACUGGGAAAACCAUAGCUUUAACUAUACGGACCUUUGUCGGCAAGGUGAUGUCUCUGCUUUUUAAGAUGCUUUUUAAGAUGCUUUUUUAAGAUGCUCUUCGUGACCCCCUGGACCAGAGCACGCCAGGCACUCCUGUCUUCCACUGCCUCCCGCAGUUUGGUCAAACUCAUGCUGGCAGCUUCAAGGACACUGUCCAACCAUAUUGCGCUCUGUCGUCCCCUUCUCCUUGUGCCCUCCAUCUUUCCCAGCAUCAGGGUCUUUUCCAGGGAGUCUUCUCUUCUCAUGAGGUGGCCAAAGUAUUGGAGCUUCAGCUUCAGGAUCUGUCCUUCCAGUGAGCACUCAGGGCUGAUUUCCUUAAGAAUGGAUAGGUUUGAUCUUCUUGCAGUCCAUGGGACUCUCAAGAGUCUCCUCUAGCACCAAAAUUCAAAAGCAUCAAUUCUUUGGCGAUCAGCCUUCUUUAUGGUCCAGCUCUCACUUCCAUACAUCACUACUGGGAAAACCAUAGCUUUAACUAUACGGACCUUUGUCGGCAAGGUGAUGUCUCUGCUUUUUAAGAUGCUUUUUAAGAUGCUUUUUUAAGAUGCUCUUCGUGACCCCCUGGACCAGAGCACGCCAGGCACUCCUGUCUUCCACUGCCUCCCGCAGUUUGGUCAAACUCAUGCUGGCAGCUUCAAGGACACUGUCCAACCAUAUCGCGCUCUGUCGUCCCCUUCUCCUUGUGCCCUCCAUCUUUCCCAACAUCAGGGUCUUUUCCAGUGAGUCUUCUCUCCUCAUGAGGUGGCCAAAGUCUUGGAGCCUCAGCUUCAGGAUCUGUCCUUCCAGUGAGCACUCAGGGCUGAUUUCCUUAAGAAUGGAUAGGUUUGAUCUUCUUGCAGUCCAUGGGACUCUCAAGAGUCUCCUCUAGCACCAAAAUUCAAAAGCAUCAAUUCUUCGGCGAUCAGCCUUCUUUAUGGUCCAGCUCUCACUUCCAUACAUCACUACUGGGAAAACCAUAGCUUUAACUAUACGGACCUUUGUCGGCAAGGUGAUGUCUCUGCUUUUUAAGAUGCUUUUUAAGAUGCUUUUUUAAGAUGCUCUUCGUGACCCCCUGGACCAGAUCACGCCAGGCACUCCUGUCUUCCACUGCCUCCCGCAGUUUGGUCAAACUCAUGCUGGUAGCUUCGAGAACACUGUCCAACCAUCUUGUCCUCUGUCGUCCCCUUCUCCUUGUGCCCUCCAUCUUUCCCAACAUCAGGGUCUUUUCCAGUGAGUCUUCUCUUCUCAUGAGGUGGCCAAAGUCUUGGAGCCUCAGCUUCAGGAUCUGUCCUUCCAGUGAGCACUCAGGGCUGAUUUCCUUCAGAAUGGAGAGGUUUGAUCUUCUUGCAGUCCAUGGGACUCUCAAGAGUCUCCUCCAGCAUCAUAAUUCAAAAGCAUCAAUUCUUCGGCAAUCAGCCUUCUUUAUGGUCCAGUUCUCACUUCCAUACAUCUGGACCAUAAAGAAUAGUUAUAUUUUAAACAGACUAGUUGUGUUUGUGGUGGAGGAUUGCAGUAGCUAAACAGCAUUGAGGAACAUAGGACAUGUGUAUCGAGCUGGACCAGUGGUCCAUCUGUUUCAGUACUGUCUACACUGGCUGACAGCAACUCUGCAGGGGCAUUCCCAAACCCAACUGGAGAUGUUGCCAGGGACUGAACCUGGAACCUUCUGCAUGCCAAGCAGGUAAUAAUAAUAAUAAUAAUAAUAAUAAUAAUAAUAAUAAUAUUUUUUUUAAAAUGAUAUUUAUUAAAGUUUCAAAAAAAGGUUACAUAGAUAAGAAUAAAAAAAAUAGAGAAAAGAAAAAUACAAAAUACAAAAAAAAAUUAAAAACAAUUCCAUCUUUUCAUCACUUAUCUUUCAUUUACUUGUUUCCCGGACCUCCUCAUGCCUCCCUUUUUUGUAUUCCAGUUCAAUUUAUUAGUUCAGCAAUUCCUUUCCCUCCUUAUUUUAUCCUGAUCUUUAAUCUUAAUAUAUUAUAGCAUUGAGUUUUUAUGUAUUGAAAAUCCAAUUUUUCCAUAUUCUUUUAUACCAUUACAGCUAGAAACCACUUAACUUCAAUCCAACAUCAUUCUAACAUUCAUUAAUUUUACAAUAUUUCUGUAAAUAGUCUUUAAAUUUCUUCCAAUCUUCUUCCACCGACAAUAAUAAUAAUAAUAAUAAUAAUAAUUUAUUAUUUAUACCCUGCCCAUCUGGCUGGGUUUCCCCAGCCACUCUGGGCGGCUUCCAACAAAACACUAAAAUGCAAUAACCUAUUAAACAUUAAAAGCUUCCCUAAACAGGGCUGCCUUCAGAUGUCUUCUAAAAGUCUGGUAGUUGUUUUUCUCUUUGACAUCUGGUGGGAGGGCGUUCCACAGGGCGGGCGCCACCACCGAGAAGGCCCUCUGCCUGGUUCCCUGUAACUUGGCUUCUGGCAGCGAGGGAACUGCCAGAAGGCCCUCAGCGCUGGACCUCAGUGUCCGGGCAGAACGAUGGGGGUGGAGAUGCUCCUUCGGGUAUACGGGACCGAAGACGUUUAGGGCUUUAAAGGUCAGCACCAACACUUUGAAUUGUGCUCGGAAACGUACUGGGAGCUAAUAAUAAUAAUAAUAAUAAUAAUAAUAAUAACAAUAAUACAGUCAUACCUUGGUUGUCAAGCGGUAUCCAUUCCGGCAGUCCGACUUCCAAAAACAUUCGACAACCAAGGCGCAGCUUCUCAUUGGCUGCAGGAGCUUCCUGCACUCAAUCGGAAGCCGCUUCAGACGUUCGGGUUCCAAAGAACAUUCACAAACCGGAACACUCACUUCCGGGUUUGUGGGGUUUGGGAGCCAAAACGUCUGAGUCGCAAAGCGUUUGAGAUCCAAGGUACGAUUGUAAUAAUUUUUAUUUAUAUCCCACCCAUCUGACUGGGUUUCCCCAGCCACUCUGGGUGACUUACAGAAUUCAUCAAAACAAAACAAAACGUCAAACGUUAAAAGCCAGGUCCUCUACAACUGAGCAGAUUAGGCCCUUCCCAUAAUAAUCCUUGUGGGAAAAGUUGUUCUGAUAUUUAAAGUGUGCAUUUGAAUGAAAGAGAGGCAAUCCCUCCUGACGGAAGCGCUUACAUUGUCAUUUUUUCAAACGACUACAGCUCAGGCGUGGUCUCAGAGAGAACUCUGGCUAUGGAAGUUUUCAAACCAGUGGCAGCAUCCACACAUCUGUCUGUUCCUACUCCUGCAGUUCCCAGUUAAAUUGUGGGACAGGCACUCCUCUUCUCCCCAGAACAUCCCCGUUUCCCUUGUUCUCAUGGUAGCUCCUAGCGACCAAGACCAGUCUGAAGGUUUCCUGAUGGUGCUGGCCCUGGGCCUCUCAAGCAGCUGCCGUCAUGUAGCCUGGCAGCCAGGAGUGGCACAGUAGCACCUAGGACUCUCCCUCCUUGGAGGUUGGGUGGCCAUCUGCCACGGAUGCUUUAGCCGAGAUUCCUGCAUUGCAGGGGGUUGGACUGGAUGAGCCUCGGGGUCCCUUCCAAGAUUUUCCUGACGCAGCAAUUGCAGGCUGGUUGGAGAGAAUCAGUGGGUCCGAAGUUGGGCUGCUUGUGGAGGGAAGGGGGCUGGCUCCUGCAGUGGGCUUGAUGUCCUUUUCCCUCGCCAGGAAUCAACAGAUGAUGAAGAGGCCGGUGUCAGCUGUGGGAUACAAGAGGCCGCUGAGCCAGCAUGCUAAGAUGUCCAUGAUGGUUCGCCCAGAAGCCCGGUACAGGGUAAGCUCAUGCUCAGAUCUGCAUAAAAUCAUGAAUGGUGUGGAAGGUUCCUCGUGGGAGAAGCUCACCAUCUCCCCAAAUACAAAAGACCUGAGAUCGGACCCUGCUAAUUUCAGGCCGAUUAGUCUCCUAAGCAUUAUCAGUAAACUAUAUGCUGCCCACUUAUGUAAUAAACUUGAGAAUUGGAUGCAGCGAGAACUGUCCUUACAGAAGCACAAGCUGCUUUCAGGGCAAACUGGUCAACUUUAGACCAAGGCCUAGGACUCCUACAUCUUGUGGAAAAAUACACCUCAAGAAAAGGAGAAUCCCUCUACGCAGCUUUCAUAGAUUUUAAAUCUGCCUUCGAUUUAGUAUCCCGAGAUAGGCUUUGGGGAAAACUAAGCGCCUCAAGCAUAGACAGACAUCUACUGUGUCUUAUCUGCAGUUUAUACGAAAACACUCGGGUCCGGGUUAGGUGUGACCGACAGGGCCAUUUAUCCAAGGAAAUCCAAACCUCCCAUGGUGUUAAACAAGGCUGCGUCCUUGCGCCUACUGUAUUCAACUUCUACAUUAACUCCUUAGCAGGAAACAUGGAGAAAGAAAAUGCCCACCCCCCUAAAUUGGCUGGUACGUUUGAUAAAUUUUUAAACUGCUGCUAUAUCUGAAUUGUCUCUGUAGUGCCCGAUUGCAAUUCGGUGUAUUCCUGUUGUUUUGUGAUUUUCCUGAUGUUGUGGGUGACCCGGAGCUGGUCUGUGACUGUAAUAAUAAAAUUCAAAUUCAAAGACCUGAGGUGCUAAAAGGUUUGGGCAGGAGGUUUACACCAUGCAAAAAGAAGCACUUCGAAGUAAAAGUCACCUUUCGCUCUCUACGCUGCGCAGUGUUGCAGUGGCCGGGGGCUGGGAGGGUGGCUGCUUGCGCCACACAGGGGCAUAGCUUUUGUCUUCGGGAAGAGCGCCAUGUCUGCACCCAUAACCAGAGGUGCAUCUCAGCAUUGUGCCCAGGGUUGCAGGGCUUCACUGAGGCACCAGUUGCUACUUUUCAUCAAGAAAAUUCCCUGUUAGUCAUGCUUUUUUUUUUUAAAUGAUAUUUAUUAAAAUUUCAAAAGAAAAAGAUUACAUUAAAAAGAAAAUUAACAGUAAAAAGGAAAAAUACAAAAUACAAAAUACAAAAAAGAAAAACCAGUUAAAAACAAUUCCAUCUUUUCAUCACUUCUUUUACAUUUACUUGUUUCCCAGACCUCCUCAUACCUCCCUCUUUUGUAUUCCAAUUCAAUUUAUUAGUCCAGCGAUUCCUUUCCCUCCUUUUUAAUCCUGAUCUUUAAUCCUGAUAUAUUAUAACAUUAAAUUUUUAGAUAUUAAAAACCAAUUUUUCCGUAUUCUUUUAUACCAUUACCGCUAGAAACUGCUUAACUUCAAUCCGUCAUCAUUCUAACAUUCAUUAAUUUUACAAUAUUUCUGUAAAUAGUCUUUAAAUUUCUUCCAAUCUUCUUCCACCGACUCUUCUCCCUGUCAUGCUGUUUGUUUGGUUCCUGAUGCAGCAUCACAAUUCACAACAGGCCUCUAUGUCAGGGGUGGGGAAGCCGUCAUUUCCCUUCCACAGGAAACAUUUUCGUCUGUAAAUUUUUAACGUCUGCAGUAUUUGGUUGUCCUCCAGUAGGAGAGCCAGGCUCUCUUUAAAAAUUAUUAUUCAUCUUAUUUAUCACAAAGUAUAAGGACAGGUGCCAAAUAAAAUAAAACUAAAUUAGAAGGGGAUAUCUCAGACUAAACAUACAGGAACACAUUUCUGCUCCAGAACUCCAAAAACAAAUAUAAAAAAUAUAUAAAAAUAAUACCAGAAGAUUCCAAGUAACACAAAUAGGUUUAAAUUAUCGUGUACCUUAUUACUCCAGUACAUUGGGAAAAGACUCCAUUUCUCAAUACUGUUGUCGACUCUCUCUGGUUCUCACCAUAUAUGCAAGCUUAACCAUGCAUACUUUGUCCCAGAUGUUAGUUAGCCAUUCUCUCGUGGAUGGCGUUCUCAUUUCCCCCACAGUUUUGACAAAUAUUAAUUCUGGCAGCAGUUAAGUGAUGUUACAUUAAUUCCCUGUCCUCUGUUAGUACAGUUUACAUAACAUAUCUAAAUAGUAAAAUUGGAGGAGCCCAUGGGUAAAGUAUACAGGCCCACGGGUGGUGCUGUGGGUUAAACCACAGAGCCUAGGACUUGCCAAUCAGAAGGUUGGCGGUUCAAAUCCCUGCACUGGGGUAAGCUCCCGUUGCUCGGUCCCAGCUCCUGCCAACCUAGCAGUUUGAAAGCAUGUCAAAGUGCAAGUAGAUAAAUAGGUACCGCUCCGGCGGGAAGGUAAACGGCAUUUCCAUGCACUGCUCUGGUUUGCCAGAAGCGGCUUAGUCAUGCUGGCCACGUGACCCGAAAGCUGUACGCCGGCUCCCUCGGCCAAUAAAGCGAGAUGAGUGCCGCAACGCCAGAGUGGGCCAUGACUGGACCUAAUGGUCAGGGGUCCCUUUACCUUAUGGGUAAAGUAUAGCCCAAGCUAUCGACCAGUGGGUCAACUCAGCCCCCUGCUAACCGUCUCUGUGUUGUGAUGCUGUGGAAGAAAUCCCCACCUCAAGUUAACAAAGAGACACUCAGACCCAGCUUCCUGCAAUACCCGCUAUCCAACUCUCUGCAUAGCAAAACAUGUUUCCUAAAGCAAAGCCCUCUGCUUGGCUGAGGACUUAAAACAAAAGGGACCUGGCCUCUUGUUCUCUGCAAAAUGCCCAGCAUACUGAUGGCCUCCUAUAAAUAAGUAAUACAGCCUUACUGAGCAGGAAGAGUAUGGGUUGGGGCCAGGGGGACCAGGAAGCCAGAAAAAGGAGGCAAACUGUCAAAUUAUCGCUGGAAUGAAGGCGCCUAUUGGAAAAUGCAGGAUGCCAAACACGUUUCAGUGUGUCGUCUUUUUCGGGAGCAAAGAGAUUUCUAUUCCACUUAUAGUGAGGGGUCAUUUUGAAUUCAAAAUGCUGUGGACAGCUUGAGCUUUCUAAUAAAUAUCUCUGCAAUCUUUUAGAAGUAUAAUCCACUUGAGUUCCUGUGACUGUUCUUUCGUUACCUACAAUUGGGAGAACCUUCGCCCGAUUUCUGCUGCGAAACAGAGCACAUGUGAGCAAUAAAGUUGUCUGCUGGCUUGUGGGCCUAGGUGCCUGUCUGAACUCUCCUGGUUCUGAUCCCUCAGGCAGAAAACAUUGUAUUGCUGGAACUGGAUAUGCCUAGCCGGACCACCCGGGACUACGAGGGCCCAGCCAUUGCCCCCAAAGUACAAGCAGCUCUUGAGGCUGCUUUGCAAGAAGAAGAUGAGAUACAAGUGGACGCUUCCACAUUUGAGAGUACAUCCAACAAGAAGUCAAAAUCCAGGUGAGCUCUGGUCGUUGGAAGGAGAGCAGAUACACACACACACACACACACACACACACACAAAAUUCCGGAAGCCCAUAUCCUGGGUAGUCAAGUUCAGGCUGAAUUUGUUAGCACCGGACUACUUAAAUUGAGGGGAUGGUUUCUGCACAGUAAGCAGUAUUUGGUAGAGGUGAAGGGUUUUCUAAAAUGUUUGAGAAAAUGGGAGAGGCUUGGCAUGCUGCCGCCCCCUUUUCUAAAAGCAUCCAUAGAAGGAAAACUAUUUGCAACAACUGCUUGACUGUCAGCUGGAAACCUGGUUAUUUUCUUAAAACGGUGGUUCCCAAAGUGGGCAUUAUUGCUCCCUGGGGAGCAGUGGGAUUACUUGGGAGACGCUAAGAGGCAAGUGGAAAACAGAAGUGCCUGGCGUGCUCUGGUCCAUGGGGUUACGAAGAGUCGGACACAACUAAACGACUAAACAAAAGAGGCAAGGGGUGGAAGGGGUUGGUGGUGGUAUAGAUGACAAUUAGACUCUGAAAAGUUGGUAUGACAAUAUCAAGCUCAUCACUUUUGUUGAAUUAAUGGAACUAAAUGGUUUUCAUUUGAUUUUGAAUAAAUGUGCAGCAAAUGGUUACUACUUUGAACUUUAUUGUGCUCCUAUCCUCCUUAGUGGGUUGUGAAAACUUAUGUUCCGAAUGCUGCUUUUUUGUAUGGUGGGGGACACAGGGGGUGAGUUUAUGGAACCAAGGGGGAGGUGGCCCAAUUUUGGGGAGGAGCCACUGUCUUAAACAGAACAGCCUGGCCAUCCCAAAGCAACGUAGUCGGUAAGGUUUAAUAGUAAUAAGCCGAUUCUAAAGCAGAUUGUCCCACGAGAAGCCAAUAAUUCAUCAUUCAGCUCCAAGAAAUGGCUUUCCCUUUGUUUAUCCCCGACAAGUUUCGUUCGUCACACAUUCUUCGGGUUCUUCUGUUUUCCAGGCCUAAAACGGGAAGGAAAUCGGGUGGCUCUUCGUCCAGUCCAUCUGGGUCUCAGCUCUACCCUCAGUCUCGUGGGCUGGUCCCCAAGUAA
Molecule: messenger RNA, 17478 nt
Organism: Podarcis lilfordi (Lilford's wall lizard)
Lineage: Eukaryota; Metazoa; Chordata; Lepidosauria; Squamata; Lacertidae
Source: the annotation of a GenBank genome assembly